GCGAAAUGAAGACGCUGCUUUCCUUCUUCAUUUUCUUACAUCUCCUUGGUACUUCGGCUGCUGUGUAUAAGCAAUGGAUCCCAAACACCAAUUUUGAAAAUGCUUCCAAUUGGGAUAAAAAACGAGUUCCAUGUGCCAACGAUGUGGUUGUUUUUGGGAGCAGUGAGGAGGUGUCUGUCUUCGUUCAGUCACCCCAUAUUUUAACAGAUAUGUUCAUUCCGCUGAACGGAGAAUUCGUUAUGGCCCCUGGUGCUGGGUUUGCAGCUUUUGACAGCAAUUAUGAACCAGGAUGUCAGACAGGUUCAGAAAUCACAUUUACCAGUUCAGGGCGUUCCCAGUGGUACGACCCCACACUGUGGCAUGCUGCAGUCUCCAUGGAAAAUCUGGAGAUGGGCAAGUAUAUAUUCUCUACGGAUGAAGAACGUGCCCCAUGCCAAUAUGAUGAUGUCCUCUUUCAGCCCGAAACCUCCUUCUGGGUGAAUAUCGAGUCAUCCGAGCAGAUGAUACAUCUCAGGAGCAUUUCUAUAAUGGGCCAGAAGUUCACCCAUGAUGAUACUCUGGCAGAAUAUAUGCAGAGCCGUUCCGCGAAGCUGCAGUUCCAUGGGCAAGGGACAUUCCGGCUGUCAAACGCCAGAUGUCCAGACAAAUCCGGCUGUGAAUGUGGCAACGCAGCUGAACAUCAGAGAAUCUGCGCUGCCUUGCUCCAGAAUUCCGAAGGCCAGUGUGCCGUGCCUACGUGCCAGAACCCAUUGGAGCCGGUUGGCCACUGUUGUGAAAUUUGUGGAGCCAUGAUUUCCCUGGAAUAUUCCUCUGGUUUUGACAUUGAACUGUAUCGGGACAGAAUACUCCAUACUUUCUUGAGUCUGCCCAAGAACGCAGGUGUUCAGAUGGCUAUAUCAAAGGUCCAUGGGCCUCGCACUUUCCUGGGACUCUUCCCACGCAGCUCUGCAUCCCUCAUCCAGGUUGUGCUAAUUGAUAACAGGACCGGGUCCGAGAGUGGCACUCAUGCGAAACAACUGGCAGAGGACGUCAUGAAUGAUAUAGCAGAAUACGGAGACUCCUUUGGCAUUGUGAGAGGCUCCUUGCAAAUAGCCACAGGGAACAACUGGAGCGCUCAAGGAACGGGGCCUCAUGUCGGUGCUACCACAGCUGGGACCGUCAUUGGUCUACUCCUAAUCCUUCUGCUAUUGGGAAUUGUCUUGCUUCUCUACAGGAAAGGAAUAUUAAGAUCUUUCCCCCCUGUACCAAUGCUCUCCCGAUGGAAGCGGAUGAAGGACUUGGAUUCUUUCGGAGAAGCUGUGGACAAAGGCUUUGAUAAUCCAAUGUUUGACACACCAUCCAACCUUGCGGCUUUGGACGGUGCAUGUUCCAUGGGGGAGAUGGGGAGCAAAAAUAGCCAGGUUUAUUUCAUUAAUCCUUUAUAUGAUGAAACAGAACUUCAGGCUUAAAAGAAAGCCAUCCUGUGAAGAUAACCCUACAUCGUAGCGAAUUCCUCCUGGACCGCUUUUGUUUGCAAUUUUGUCUCAGUAGGCUCAUCUCAUUCACCAGGACAACUGUAAGGAAUAUCCAAUUUAUUUCUGUAGGCUAGAGCUGAAGAAUUUCCUGAUUCGAGUCUAGUAACACCUUAAAGACCAACAAGAUUUUUGGGGUAUAAGCUUUCAAGAAUUAAAGCUCCCUUCUCCAGAUACUAGAUAAAGGGAGCUUUGACCCUUGAAAUAGUACAUCCUAAGGGAACUUUAGUAAAGAGUCCAGUAGCACCUUUAAGACUAACCAACUUUAUUGUAGCAUAAGCUUUCGAGAGCCACAGCUCUCUUCGUCAGAUGCUCUUUACUAUUUUGCUACUACAGACUAACACAGCUAACUCCUCUGGAUCUAAGGGAACUUUGACCCUUGAAAACAGAGCUUUGUCUUUCGAAAGCUUAUUCCCUGAAAAUCUUGUUGCUCUUUAAGGUGUUUCUGGUCUCAAAUCUUGUUGUUGUGUUGCAGACCAACAUGACUACCCACCUAAAACUUUCCUGAUGGAUUGUGCCCAAUGUCAGUUUGCCAUUUACCUUUCUUAAAAUAUUUGCUAAUUUUUGUUACAGGAAGACUAAAAUCAGUUAUUGUGCAGCGCUCAGGAAUGAUAACGGUUUGCAAGUGUACUUGUCAUUGUUUCUAGAAUUCACCCAAAUCCAGCAGGAAUUCUUAUCCCAAGAAAAAUAUUUAAAUCUAACUGUGCAUCACUCAUGUACCUGUUCCAUUCCAGUUCUCUCAACUCUCAAGCAGUAACUAUUACCCAAAUAGAGAGGGUCUCUUUGUGAGUUGGGGGGAUUAGAAUUCAAGGAGAUGCAGCAAGAGGGUAUAACUGGGAUUUCCACCAAUGUAUACCAGGAUUGUUCCCUAAGAGAACUCUCAAAUAAACAGGCAGAGGUUCUACAGCAAAAAUUUCUUUAUUAAAAGAGAAAUAAAAGGCAAGCAUACAGAAAAUCACACACAGCAUACACACAGCUAACUAAGAAAACAGUGAGGAAAUGGAAAAGCAGUUUCAAGGAAGGCUAUACACACCCAUCUUGAAGAAGGAGGUUCAUGGAGGAGCAGCAAAAUAACCAGUGCUUCACAGAAUAACAACAACAACAUUUGAUUUAUAUACUGUCCUUCAGGACAACUUAAUGCCCACUCAGAGCAAUUUACAGAGCGUAUUAUUAUUAUCCCCACGACAAUCACCCUGUGAAGUGAGUGGGACUGAGAGAGCUCCAAGAGAGCUGUGACUGACCCAAGUCAACCUGCUGGCUUCAAGUGGAGGAUUGGGGAAUGAAACCUGGCUCUCCAGAUUAGAGUCCUGCUGCUCUUAACCACUACACCAAGAGAAGGAGAGGGCUCAGACACACAUCUGAGCCCAUAUGGCUCCAUAUGCAUAUGGAUCCAGGGACACACACACUGAGCACAUGACUGGACAGCCAAGUUAUAAAGCAAAACAUAUCUUGGGGCAAGGCUGACGUCUUGCAGCCAAAAACAAUUGCUUGAUGGCUGUCUCUAGAGGUGGAACAAUAAAGCAGGAAAGAUUAGAUUACUCUCUCGGAUGGUUUGUAGGCAGAAAUAUGGCUUGACUACCUGGACAGAAACACGUUCAUGUUCGCUGAAUAGCCUGAUCAGGUAAGAUAGGUAAAGGGGAAGCACAGAAGAGUGUUGAUGGGAUUAAGCUGGGAAUCUCCAAAGGGAGCCUCAUUAUCUCUAAUUCUCUCUGGGGUGUGGGGGUCAUUCAGUCAGUCUUUCCCCUAUGACUCACGUCUUGGUAACUUUCCAGUCUCCAGGCCAGCUGGCAUCUGCUCUGCCUGGAGCCAGGCAGUGUCUGGGACUUCUGGCAAGGUGUUUUACGAUAUUUCAUAUCCAUAAACUGCUCUUUUAGUAUGAGAAUCUGACUGCUAACAUAACAGUGAGUGUAAUAUGAUCAAUAUUAUCUGAGAUCUUUUAAUCUCAUUUAUUUCAAUGGGGAGUUUACAGUUUAGCCAUUGAAAUCCAAAAGUGCUUAUGAUCAAUGGGAUAGCAGCUAGUGUUUCUAGCGAUACAGAGAAGAAUUCACAGUCUGGGUCUGUUCAGAAAUUUGACAUUUUCUCAUCACAGGUCUGAAUCUGGAGAAAUGAUAUUCUAAAUGAAAGUGCUAAAUAUGUGCUGGAGUGGGGCUGUCUGAUACAGUUACCAGUAUCACCAGCUAAAAGGAUUCGGGGAAGGGAAGAACCUCCAUUUAAAAUCCUGGCAAGUUGCCACCACUUAGAGUAGACCAUACUGACUUUAGUAGACCAAUGGACUGAAGACAGCUUCAUGUGUUCAGGCUUUAAAUUACGAAAGUAGGUGCAUUCUCAUCUCCCCAUUGCCUUUCUAGCAUCCUAUUUUCUUACAAACUCAUGAGAACGAUUUCCAUUUCCUGUUCCUACCUUCCUCUUUGUCUUCCUUCUUCUUCCGUUCCUGUUUACAUCCUACUAUUUCAAAUCCACAUUCUCCCCUCUCCCGCCCAGGGUCAUGCUGGAUGGCUUGACUGAAUAUUGCUUCUGUUUUAUUUCCAACACUUUCUUCAUUUUUGCAUUCAUUUGUUUUCAUUUUCCACUGGGGAAAUCCAUGUCCGGCUGUAGCAUUUUUUUAUUGUCCAUCCAACUCGGAUGAAACUUUGAGAGACCGUGUUCCUUGCCCAAAGGAUUGUACCGAUAAAUUUCAGAUAAGGACCAUUUAAAUUCUCAUUGCAGUGUGAGUGGAAGCAAACAUUUGGCAUCCUAAGAGCCAAGCUACAAGAGACGAAUUACAA
This is a messenger RNA of Eublepharis macularius, 4276 nucleotides long. RefSeq names its product amnion associated transmembrane protein (gene AMN). The transcript is spliced from 12 exons. Gene Ontology annotation, cellular component: apical plasma membrane; endocytic vesicle. Lineage: Eukaryota; Metazoa; Chordata; Lepidosauria; Squamata; Eublepharidae. Gene Ontology annotation, biological process: receptor-mediated endocytosis; intracellular protein localization. The coding region runs from base 6 to 1448 and encodes 480 amino acids. The record is from RefSeq and is a predicted model, not a curated record.